Messenger RNA from Kazachstania africana CBS 2517, 546 nucleotides. It is a transcript of the gene NIP7, whose product is annotated as ribosome biosynthesis protein NIP7. Gene Ontology annotation, molecular function: RNA binding. The transcript has a single exon. Gene Ontology annotation, biological process: ribosome assembly; ribosomal large subunit biogenesis. Gene Ontology annotation, cellular component: preribosome, large subunit precursor; nucleolus; nucleus. Lineage: Eukaryota; Fungi; Ascomycota; Saccharomycetes; Saccharomycetales; Saccharomycetaceae. Bases 1 to 546 code for a protein of 181 amino acids. The record is from RefSeq and is a predicted model, not a curated record.
AUGAGACAGCUAACUGAAGAAGAAACUAAAGUCGUGUUCGAAAAGCUUGCUGGAUACAUAGGAAGAAACAUAUCGUAUUUGGUGGACAACAAAGAAAAUCCACAUGUUUUUAGACUACAGAAAGAUAGAGUAUACUAUGUCCCAGAAAAUGUUGCCAAACUGGCUACAAGUGUAGCAAGACAAAAUCUUAUGUCCUUAGGUAUCUGUCUAGGUAAAUUCACCAAAACCGGUAAAUUCAGAUUGCAUAUAACUGCCCUUUCCAUAUUGGGUCAACAUGCCAAGUACAAGAUUUGGAUCAAACAAAAUGGUGAAAUGCCAUUCCUUUACGGUAACCAUGUUUUAAAAGCUCAUGUUGGUAAAAUAUCUGACGAUAUUCCAGAGCAUGCAGGUGUUAUUGUUUUCUCCAUGCACGACGUUCCUCUAGGUUUUGGUGUUAGUGCAAAGAGCACUUCUGAAUCCAGAAAUCUCCAGCCAACCGCUAUUGUUGCAUUCAGACAAGCUGAUAUUGGUGAGUAUUUGAGAGACGAAGAUACAUUAUUUACCUAG